Molecule: messenger RNA, 765 nt
Organism: Insectozyma verbasci
Lineage: Eukaryota; Fungi; Ascomycota; Pichiomycetes; Serinales; Debaryomycetaceae
Source: the annotation of a GenBank genome assembly
AUGAUACUAUUGCUAGCUUCAUUAAAAGGUAUUAAUGCCAUAGCUAUAAAUCACAAACAUCAUAAUCAUAUAUCAUAUACUUUGAAUAUCAGAGAUAAUGCCAUGCCAACAAUGACAGAUUCAUCAUCAGAAACAUUCACUGCAUCAAUACCAACUAUUAAAAAUCCAUUUAUUCAUGAAUCAAAGUUACCUUUGAACCUUAUAUUUAUAAUAUUUGGAGCCAUUUUAUUUGCAAUUUUACUAGGUGUAAUAACUCAUAGAAUAAUCUUAUAUUAUAUAUAUAAUUUUAAAGCAAAGAAUGAAAAAGAAGUAUAUUUUGCAAAUUUUAAUAAUUUAUUUCAUUCAGAUAAUGAUUCUUCUAUUGUGUCAAGAUUUGAUGAAAAGGGAAGUAGCUAUAAUACAACUACACUGUCCACGUUAUCAUCACCAUCAACAAAUGUAACAUUAUUAUCUCAUGGUAAAAGUUACCGGAAUUCAAUAUUUGAAAGUAUUGAUAAAUUUGAAAAAGAAAAGGCUAAUCGAAAAUCUACAAUGUUUACUAAUCCAUCAUUAGAAUAUAAUAAAUUGAAUACUCCAUUGUAUAAUCAUGAAAAUUAUUCAGUAGGUUCUAGAUCAUUAUAUAAUCUAGAUUUAAAUUUGUCAUUUAUUGAUAAUUUAGAAUCUAAUGAUGAUGUGACAUUGAAAGAACAACCGAAAAGACCAAGGACUCCAAGUUUAGUACUUGAUGAUAUUUUAAACAAUAGUAUAGAGAAAGACACAUUAUAG